UCAGGAUUUAAACUUCACCUCUGACUGAGACGCGAGCUGCUCCUCUGCUCUCCUCUGCUGCGUCUCCUCCUCGCGCCUCGGUCGGUGGAAAACAGGAGUUUUUGACUGUGUGUUUUUUUUUUUUAAUUUGUUCAGCGGGACGAUUUCUCCCUGACCCCGGCUCUGACCCCGGCUCUGACCUCGGCUCUCCCCUCGGCUCUCCCCGCCAUGGGCUCCGUGCUGCCCGGCUCUUCUCUGGGCCUGAAGCCGGGCUUCAAGCCUCCGCUGUCCCUCGCGGACAUCAUCACCUCGGACAUCCUGCACAGCUUCCUGUACGGCCGCUGGAGGCACGUGCUGGGCGAGCAGCAGCAGCACCCGCACCAGCAUCACCUGCAGCACGAGGACCGCACCGCCCCGAGCGCGAGCCCCAAGACCGCGUUCACCGCCGAGGUGCUCGCGCAGUCCUUCUCCGGAGAGGUGCAGAAGCUGUCCAGCCUGGUUUUACCCAGUGAGGUGAUCAUCGCUCAGAGCUCAGUCCCAGGAGAAGGUCUGGGCAUUUUCUCUAAAACCUGGAUCAAAGCGGGGACAGAGAUGGGUCCGUUCACCGGACGCCUGGUGUCACCUGAACACAUCGACCUGUACAAGAACAACAACCUGAUGUGGGAGGUGUUUAAUGAGGACGGCACAGUCAGGUAUUUUAUCGAUGCGAGUCAGGAGGACCAGAGGAGCUGGAUGACGUACAUCAAGUGUGCGAGGAACGAGCAGGAGCAGAACCUCGAGGUGGUCCAGAUCGGCAGCAGCAUCUUCUACAAGGCGGUGGAGACCAUCCCUCCCGACCAGGAGCUGCUCGUCUGGUACGGAAACUCUCACAACACAUUCCUGGGAAUCCCUGGAAUUCCUGGAGGAGAGGACGAACAGAGCAAGAAGACCAAGAGCGGUGAGAGGGUGGUCUCAGAGUUCAGUCUGAAGCUCUUCUUCUCUGCAGAUGAUUUCCACACCUGUGAAGGCUCCACCUCCACGACCUCCACCUCUUCCACCAGUCUGGGGCGCAUGCGAUGUGUUAUCUGCCACCGCGGCUUCAACUCUCGCAGCAACCUUCGCUCCCACAUGCGCAUCCACACUCUGGACAAGCCGUUCGUCUGCCGCUUCUGCAACCGUCGCUUCAGCCAGUCGUCCACGCUGAGGAACCACGUCCGGCUGCACACCGGAGAGCGCCCCUACAAGUGCCACGUCUGCCAGUCCGCGUACUCGCAGCUGGCUGGUUUGCGGGCGCACCAGAAGAGCGCCAGGCACCGCCCCACGGGGGACAGCGCCGCCCCAGGAGGAGGUGUACUGGUGGUGGGAGGAGGAGGCGGGGUGCACUCGACGCACUCGCCGCCUCCUCCUCACCCUCCCCAGCUGACCGCCGUGCCUCACCCAGCGUCGCUGGUUCACCACAUACCCACCAUGGUGCUGUGAUGGGGCGAUGGCGAGAGGAGACGAGCUGAAAUAACUGAGGCGCACAUGGAGACGUUUCAGGCUGGAAAUAAGAGAGGAACCUGCUCACGUCUCAUCAACCAAUCACAGAGAGAUGUUUCCAACCAACCACUAGAGGGCGCCAUCGUCUUCUGCAGAAACAGCAACAAUAAGAAACAGCAAAGCUUUGUCAUUAAACUCACCAACAAACAAACGUCCUCCUCCAAACAUCCAGCAGCUCCAUCACCCAACCCAGGGCACUUCCUGUGGGGGGGCGGGGGGCGCUGUUACGUGCAUGGAAACGAGUUUUAGCCGACAUAUGACCCUCCGCCCCCCGUACCCCACCCACUGGUACAGUUUGUUCUGAAUGCGCUGCUUCAUGAGGACAAGCUGAAACAAAAGAUGCAUGCUCCUGUUGCAUGACGAGUCGUGUUCGGUCCUUCAUGUACGUUUGAAUCUGUGUCCGUGAGCUUACGUGUGCCGUGCUUUGGUCUGCAUGCUCCAGCUUCUCUGUUAAAGGAUGUCAUGUAUGUGUGAAAACAAGAAGAAGAUGCUACAGUCUCCAAGUCUUUCAACACUCAGACUUCUUCAGAGGACAACACUGAGUUUCUGGUAGACAGCCCACCUGCUCAGUUUGUCCAGGUGUGGUCACAGUGAAAAGAAAGUACACGACAUAUCUGCUGCUUAGCUGGUUUCAAAGUGAUUUAAAUCUGAUGAACAACAACACAGUCUGUGAAAUCUUAAGUCCACCCUUUGUUUGGAUGGAAGGGUUACUAGAGAAAGCCUCUUCUCAGUUUAGGUUUCCAAACCCCACCAACACCUCGUACCAACUGUCAGCACGGUGGCUCGCUGAAUGAACCAUGAACUCUGUAUGCCAAAGUAUUCACAUGUGAGGCCGUCUGUCUCACAGCUAAAGCUUGGACCAAACCGGACAUUGAUUACAAGCACAGCAGGAAACCUGCAGCAGAACGGCUGGAAAAGACAAGAAUGGAGCUGCUGCAGCGGUCCAGUCCAGACCUCAGAGAGCUGUGCAUGAAUGAAUGCUGGUUUUACUUACCGCUGAAGCGUGGGGUGGACUCAGUUUUUCACAGGACUGCAUGCUGUGCCUGAAUACUAAUUCAGUAGUAAUGUGUUAGUUUGUUGAGUUAAUUAUAAAAUAACUAUUUGUGACUACAUUCAUCUAUUAUCAGAGCAACUUUAUUGACACUUUAGCCUUGUUAUGCAGCAGUAGCCACCACGCUAGCACUUUAGCUUACACAUUAUGUAUUUAAUUAAAAAAAGCUCAAAUAAAAAUUUUAAAUGUAGAGCAUCAUUUUACUUUCACUCUAAAAGUUUUAGUUUUAAACAUUUUAAGCUUAAAUGGUACCUGCUAGCCUAACAUACCGUGGUAGUUACAGAUAGUUUCAUACAAAUGUAUUAGCCUGCUAAGGCAAAUUAGCAGGCUAAUGAAUACGUUCAUGUAUUUUAUCUCAUGCUCACCACUGAAGAAGGAAGUUGUGUUUUGAUAUUUGGUGUAGCUAACAUGUUAGCUGCAUGCUAACAUGUUAGCUGCAUGCUAACAUGUUAGCUGCAUGCUAACAUGUUAGCUGCAUGCUAACAUGUUAGCUGCAUGCUAACAUGUUAGCUACAAACACAUUACUGACCAACAAAUUAGUCUGCUAAAAAGUCAUUAAAUCCCUCUGAAGAAGUUCACCACUUAUUAGAGUAAGUAGAGUCUGAAAUUUAGCAUGUUUUACUGUUUUUUCAUUAUUAAUGCUGAUAAUGUUUUAGCUGUGAUGCUAACUAAUUAGCAGGCCUAAACGGGCUAACAGAUAUGUUCGAUAGAAAAAAAGAGAACUGUAAUUUUAUCUCUUCCCCACUUUUUACCCUGAGGCCUGAUUUGUGUAUAUGAUGCUCAGAAUGAUGACAAGAGACACUAAUAACUGACUGAGCCUGUUAACUGACGACUAGCUGUCAGGCCUUUUUUCCUGCUGUGUAAAUUAGCAUCGUCAAAGAUAAGAAUGUGAAUAUAAACAUGAGAUGUGCCCAGAACAUAAUUCUAUUGUCACUUUAUCUCUGUAUAUGUAUAUGUAGAAGGUCAUAUAUGGCACAUGUAUUGGUAAUGAAGUAUGUUGACUUCUAAAAGGGACACUGUAUUUGAGCCUAUAUACUCUUAAUAAAG
This is a messenger RNA of Neolamprologus brichardi, 3595 nucleotides long. RefSeq names its product PR domain containing 12b (gene prdm12b). The record is from RefSeq and is a predicted model, not a curated record. Lineage: Eukaryota; Metazoa; Chordata; Actinopteri; Cichliformes; Cichlidae. Gene Ontology annotation, cellular component: nucleus. Gene Ontology annotation, biological process: regulation of gene expression; neurogenesis. Gene Ontology annotation, molecular function: histone methyltransferase binding.